This is a messenger RNA of Rana temporaria (common frog), 2785 nucleotides long. RefSeq names its product solute carrier family 5 member 9 (gene SLC5A9). Gene Ontology annotation, molecular function: D-glucose:sodium symporter activity. The coding region runs from base 97 to 2151 and encodes 684 amino acids. The transcript is spliced from 16 exons. Gene Ontology annotation, cellular component: plasma membrane. The record is from RefSeq and is a predicted model, not a curated record. Gene Ontology annotation, biological process: transmembrane transport. Lineage: Eukaryota; Metazoa; Chordata; Amphibia; Anura; Ranidae.
UCCUAUGUGUCCCCGGGGGCGGGGGCCGUCCCAUCUACAGCAUCAUGCAUUGUACAAGACUCCUAACUAAUCCUUGUGAUUGAGAGGAGAUCCAGCAUGGACCAAGGCAUCAUGGAGAACGGCACUGCAGCUCCAGACAUCGGCCCUCGAUAUGCCAAUUUUGAGACUCCAGAUAUUAUUGUGGUCGUGCUUUAUUUCGUUUUUGUCCUCGUCGUUGGGAUAUGGUCUUCGGUCCGAGCAAGCAGAGGGACAGUCGGUGGUUAUUUCUUAGCUGGAAGAAACAUGACGUGGUGGCCGAUUGGAGCUUCACUUCUGUCCAGCAAUAUUGGAAGUGGUCUCUUUGUUGGGAUGGCUGGGUCUGGGGCUGCAGGAGGAUUGGCAGUUAGUGGUUUUGAAUGGAAUGCUUCCUGGGUGCUGGUAGCCCUUGGAUGGAUCUUUGUUCCCGUUUACAUUGCUUCUGGAGUGGUCACUAUGCCUGAAUACUUGAAAAAGCGAUUUGGUGGUAAACGGAUUCGUAUCUACAUGUCUCUUUAUUCGCUCCUCCUCUACAUCGUCACUAAAAUUUCGACAGACCUGUUCUCUGGAGCGCUCUUCAUCCAGGUGUCCCUGGGAUGGAACAUUUACCUGUCCACUGUCUUACUGUUGGUUGUGACCGCAAUUUACACUGUUGCUGGUGGGCUAACUGCAGUUAUCUACACGGACACCCUACAGACAGUCAUUAUGGUGGUGGGGUCUUUUAUUCUUAUGUUUAUAUCAUUUAACGAGAUUGGCUGGUACACAGGACUGGAGCAGAAGUACAUGGAGGCUAUUCCAAAAAUUAUUGUCCCGAACACAACCUGCCAUCUGCCCCGCAGUGAUGCAUUCCAUAUACUACGUGACCCUAUCAAUGGGGACCUACCAUGGCCUGGCCUUAUAUUUGGUCUGACAGUGGUGGCCACCUGGGUUUGGUGCACCGAUCAGGUUAUCGUUCAGCGAUCUCUAGCAGCCAAGAACCUCUCCCACGCCAAGGGAGGCUCCAUAGUCGGGGGUUAUCUGAAAAUUCUUCCUGCAUUCUUUGUAGUAUUUCCAGGAAUGAUUAGCAGAGCCUUGUUUCCAGAUGAGAUUGGCUGCGUUCAUCCAGACGAAUGCCGGAAAUAUUGUCAGAUUGAAACGAGCUGCUCCAACAUUGCCUAUCCCAAGCUGGUAAUUACACUCAUGCCUGUCGGACUAAAAGGGUUAAUGAUAGCGGUAAUCAUGGCUGCUCUGAUGAGCUCUCUCACAUCCAUCUUCAAUAGCGCCAGCACGAUCUUCACAUUGGAUGUCUGGUCCCAUAUGCGAAGAAAUGCCACAGAACAAGAGCUUAUGAUUGUUGGCAGAGUUUUCAUAGUCAUACUAGUGGUUAUAAGUAUCCUUUGGAUCCCCAUCAUCCAGGCAGCAAACAGCGGGCUACUGUUUGAUUAUAUGCAGUCUGUCACUAGUUACCUCUCCCCACCGGUCACCGCCAUAUUUAUUUUGGCAAUUUUUGUCAAGAGAGUCAAUGAGCCAGGAGCCUUCUGGGGUUUGAUCCUUGGGCUGGUGGUGGGUUUGGUUCGAAUGAUAAUGGAUUUUUUAUAUCGAGCCCCAAACUGUGGAGAGGAGGACACCCGUCCAGCUGUGCUGAAGGAUGUUCACUAUUUGUAUUUUGCGCUUAUUCUUUUUGGGUUCACGGCAAUUGUCUGCAUUGUGAUCAGCCUGUUUACCCCAGCUAUACCCAAUGAGAAGAUCGGUCGUUUCACUUGGUGGACACGACACAGAUCAGAGAAAAAUACCAACCUGGAGGAAUAUGAAAAGACAUCAGAUAAUGCUGAGGUACCUUCGAACACCCUGCUAAUGGAGAAUGACCCAGCACAGGGAUCAAUGGUACCACAAGUUGAAGUGAUAACCAAAAGUUCAUCCAUCAAAGAGCAGAAAUCAGCGCGCAAUGCCGCUUCGUUCCCCUGGUGGAAGAAGGUUGGUUUCUGGUUCUGUGGAUUGUCUAUGCAGCCUGAAGUCAAGCUGUCUAAAGAGGAAGAGGAGAAGUUACAGAGGAAGCUGACCAGUAUUGAUGAAGAGCCAUUAUGGAGAAACGUGUGCAAUGUUAACGCUGUCAUCCUCCUCGCCAUCAAUGUUUUUCUAUGGGGAUAUUUUGCUUGAAAUGACUUUGGACAGUAACAGUGACCGAGUUAAAGGAAUUGUCAUCAUCCACUGUGUAUAGUUCUGGACGAAUCCGCCGUUCCAGCUAGGAAAGGAGGGGACAUGCGCAAUGUAUGAACUUAAUACAAUAUGGCAAACCGCAAUGAACCUAAAAUAACCAAUCACUGCUUACAUUUCACAGUAUAACUGGAGUGAAGGCAAUUUUUGGGAUUGUGAGGUUUGAAGGUCCAGUCAUGACUUCUACUUACCCUCAUUUACAGUAGCAAGAAGCAAUUUGUUUUCCUUCAUACCCCUUGUGCUAUUUUAUAUGCUAUCUGAGCCUCUAGUACGGAGGUUUUUUUAACACUUCUAUGUCUAAAUGUGGUAAAUAAAACACAAAAUCAAAAAAUUUAAUAUAUUGCAGUUUACCAAUCCUGUGGUGGCAGCAUUUGUUUUCUUUUUUUUAGGCUUUUACCAACUGUUUUUACCUGAUGAUCUGGCCAGGAGCACACCUCCUGUAUUAGUGUGCCCCCCCCACUCUGAAUGGAGGAGCACAGGAGGCACAUUGGAGCCACACCCUAGCUCACUAGGGUGACCACGUGUCCCGGAUUGCCCUGGACAGUCCCGCAUUUUGCAGGUCUGUCCCAGGCACAUU